Dermacentor andersoni is the source of this 2846-nucleotide messenger RNA. NCBI's taxonomy places the organism in Eukaryota, Metazoa, Arthropoda, Arachnida, Ixodida, Ixodidae. The record is from RefSeq and is a predicted model, not a curated record.
GGUCAUGGUAUGGCUCAUCAACCGGCAUCAUCGCAAUCAGGCAUAUCUUCGGGGCCAGGCCACCUGGGUAUCGAAACAGGCAAGGCACAUGAAUCCACACACGCACUGGUGGUCAGUGGCCAAUCCUCGGGCCAGACAGAAACAGUGGCGACGAAUCAGCAAGGACAAACUGGCUCUGGACUUCUAGCUGUCGGGGGAGCCCAACACCAAUCAGCAAGUGGCACAGUGGCCGGCUCGCUAGGCUCAACGGAAAAAGAAAAUACAACAUCAAAUUUGGAUCAUCCACAAACCCCGUCGCAUUCAGGUAUCGCUACUGGAUCAGGGCUUCUGAACUCCCAUGGGGUCAGCGGCGGAGCACAUCUCUCAAGUGGUAUGGAUAUCAGCUCCCAAGGCUCCGGUCAAAUAGGCAAUGUCGAUUCAUCUGUGCGUCGUCAACAUGGGUUGUCAAUUUCAGGAGCGUCUACUAGCUCAGGCCUCCCAGGGCAACAACUAGGAACAGGCACAUCACAAGAUCAGUUGACAAGUGGUGCCACAGUCGCAUCUCAGACCUCUGGCCACUCACACAAUUCCGACCUAAGUGCGGUUCACGAACAGGGUUCUUUGCAUUCUGGUGCAUCUGCUGGCACAGGAAUUGCAGUGAACGAACAAGGAACGGGCACCAGUGGGACAUCAAGCUCCUCCCAAACUCCUGGCCAAUCCUCCGGUUCUGAUUCAAACAGGCAUAACCGACAAGGUUCAUUGAAUACUGGUGCGACUACUGGUCCAGAGCUUGUAGUGACCGCUUUUGGAACGGGCCCAGCACAUGGUCACACGAUACAUGGUACCGGAAGCACACAUGGUACCGGAAGCACACACCGUACCGGAAGCCAGACGCACAAUACUGAUUUAAGUGCCGGUCAUCAGCAAGGAUCCUCGCUUUCUGGUGCAUCUACUGGCGCACGGAUUUCUGUUACCGGCCUAGAAACAGCACAUCUGUCGACCCACUCUUCAACGAUCAGUACACAAACCUCCGGCAAUGCCAACACUCUAGCAACCAUAGACCACGGGGCUACCGGCACAGGACUUCAUGCUGCGCAAGAAGGAACAGCACAAGGUUCGACAAGCUCCUUAACAAGUGGUCCCGAGACCUCAGGCCUUACUAACAGCAUCGCGACACUGCACCAUGGCGAAGCUGGUGCAGCACAUACCUCAACGCAACCUGGAAUACCACAAUUGUCGACAAGCUCAUCAACAAUCAGUUCCCAAGGACCUGGCCAUGGAAACACCAUCGUGACGGAACAUCAUGGCCAGAGUGGCACUGGACUUACCAGUUUUCAACACGGAGCAGAACAUCUAUCGACCCAUGCUUCAACGAUCAGUACACAAGCCUCCGGCAAUGCCAACACUCUUGCAACCCUGCACCAAGGGGGUAUGGGCGCAGGACUUCAUGCUGGGCAAGAAGGAACAGCACAAGGGUCGACAAGCUCCUCAACGAGUGGUACAGAGACCUCAGGCCUUACAAACAACCUCGCAACACUGCACAGCGGCGAAGCCGGUGCAGCACCUAUCUCAACGCAACCUGGAAUACCACAAUUGUCGACAAGCUCAUCAGCAAUCAGUUCCCAAGGUCCUGGCAAUGGAAACAUCAUCGUGACGGAACAUCCUAGCCAGACUGGCACUGGACUUACCAUUGUUCAACACGGAGUAGCACAAAGCUCGAGCCACUCCUCGACGAGCAGUGCACAAGCCUCCGGCCAUGCCAACGUUGUUGCAAUCGAACAGCAUGGCGGCACGGGAGCAGCACUUCUUGCUGUACAUCAGGCAACCGCACAAGGGUCGACAAGCUCCUCAACGAGUGGUACAGAGACCUCAGGCCUUACAAACAGCAUCGCGACACUGCACCACGGUGAAGCUGGUGCAGCACGUAUCUCAACGGAACCAGGAAUACCUCAGCUGUCGACAGGCUCAUCAACAAUAAGUUCCCAAGCUACUGGCCAUGCAAACGUCAUCGUGACGGAACAAAUUGGCCAGACUGGCGCUGGACUUUCCAUUGUUCAACACGGACCAGGACAAGAAUUGAAGGGCUCUUCUACGGGCACUCACAUUGCCGGCCCGGUAUUGCAGAAUCGAGGUAAACCAGGCGGAGGGUGGGACCUGAUAAAAGCAUACGAUGCCCGUUGCAAGGUAACCGUGGACGAACCAUCAAGCAAAUGCGAUGGACAGCGAUGGUACUUCGACAAAACAACCAGGGAAUGCCGGCAAAGCUGCAGUAAAAUGGCACCUUUCAAACGCCUAAUUGACUGUGAUGGCAUUUGUCGAAGUACGGAAGCAUGUGACUUCCCAAUGACAAGUUACCUGUGCCUGUGGGGACGGCACCCGGUUUACAUAUUCCAUCCUACCAAGCGAACGUGCGUUCUAGGUUAUGACUGCACGUAUUACGGAAACAAAUUCCCUACUCUUGGAGAGUGUGAACGCACAUGUCGGAAGAAGAUGAAAAAGGCAGUACCUGAGCCGGGCGAUCAAAACAAUGAAGUUCAUGUCAGCGAGACCCCAAGUACAACUCCUCCGUCUUUGGGUCAACCACCUUCUGGUGCCCAGGACCCAGCGAAAGAUGUGAAAACAGGAUAGUGUUUACACGCUUCCAAAACUUUGGCCAAUGGUCCGAAAAUUUCGACAUCGUCUAUCCAUUCACUUUGCUACAGAUAAAUUGUUCUCAACUCUUCUUGUAACUUCUUCUUUAGCAGUUCACGGACAUUGCCCUGAAUUUUAUUGUGGUAAUCGUGUAGUGGUACAGUGGAGAUUUUGACAGGUUGUCUUGUUUUGUGGGAUUUGAGUUGCGUAAAUAAAGCUUUGUGCCUAAAAACGUU